Messenger RNA from Electrophorus electricus (electric eel), 1153 nucleotides. It is a transcript of the gene thyn1, whose product is annotated as thymocyte nuclear protein 1. Gene Ontology annotation, cellular component: nucleus. The record is from RefSeq and is a predicted model, not a curated record. Lineage: Eukaryota; Metazoa; Chordata; Actinopteri; Gymnotiformes; Gymnotidae.
CCCCUACGGAAGGCGCUACGUUUAUGCAUGGACAUUGAACUCGAUAUAUUUUUUUUAAUUCGACGUUAACUAAUCUUUGUGAGGCUGCCUUAUAGUGGAUGCUAGCUUUGUCAAGUUGCUUCACUGUAGUAUAUUUGUGUAUUUCAUUAACCAUUAGCUAGUUUUUAUUGAAACUAUCUCUUGAAGAACUAAGUUCUUAAUAAGAAAGCAUAGAGUGACUGGCUAGCUAGCUUAGCUUUCUUACUACCUGUGCGAGACAUGCCACCUAAGAGAAGAGCACGAACGGCGCACAGACCCAGUAAAGCCCCCGAAACGUCUUCUGAUGGUGGUGUGGCUCGAGAUGUCACCCGCAAAAGAAAGAGAGGAGAAGUCGAGGAUCAGAACAACACUGGUGACCGUUCAUCAGGAGCAACCAUAUACAGUCACUGGCUAAUGAAGUCCGAGCCCGAGAGUCGGACUGAGAACGGGGUAGAUGUGAAGUUUGGCAUCGAAGACCUCAAAGCUCUUCCCAAUCAAACUGGGUGCUGGGAUGGAGUGAGAAACUACCAGGCACGUAACUUCCUGAGGGAGAUGAAGGUGGCGCACCAGGCUUUCUUCUACCAUAGUAACUGUAAAACUCCUGGCAUAGCUGGACUAAUAAAGAUUGUGAAGGAGGCCUAUGUUGACCAUACACAGUUUGACAAGAAAGAUGCGCAUUACGAUCCAUCCAGCAAACCAGAAAACCCUAAGUGGAGCAUGGUGGAUGUCAAGUUUGAGAGGAUGACUAGGCGUUUUAUUCCACUGUCCGAGCUGAAGAAAUAUCAUUUGAAGCACAAGAACACAGGCGGCCCCCUCAGGAACAUGGCCCUGUUCACCAGGUCCAGGCUGUCAGUGCAGCCCUUAACUCCUGAGGAAUUCGACUUUGUCUUGAGUUUGGAAGACACAGACCCGAUAUGACAAGGACAACGUCUGGGGAAAGAUCUUUAGGAAAAUGUCACAAGUUUCUGCAAGAUUGCUGCUCUUUACGCAGCUGCCCAAACACUUAACUACAUCUCCCUGUGUUCUGUUACCACAUGUGUCACUACUAAAUUAUGUUAACACAUCAGACUUAAUGUUAUGUGAAAAAUACUGUACAUAAACAUUUUUGGAAAUAAAAAUAUUAAAUGCCAGUAAA